AUGCCUUAUUCAAAUAACAUUCCAACGUUUAAGAUGCCACCACCGCAAUUCUCAUCAUCCACCACCAGCGAUAUCAUUCAGGUGAGCCCUCAAUUCCCCAUGACCAACCAACCCUCUGAACACAAUCAACCCUUUAAACACGAUCAACGCUUUGAACCACAUUCAGCAUUGGCUCGUUCCCAUUCCUUCAAAAGGCCAAGAAUGUCUGACAACAACCAUUCCAAUACAGUGAUGGGCCCUCCACCAAACAGACCAACAGCCAACAUUUUCUUCAAGACCCGUAUUUGUACUAGGUUUGGGUUCGGUACCUGUAGAAACGGUGAAAAUUGUACCUUUGCUCAUGGGGCUCAUGAGAUAAGGCAGCCACCACCAAACUGGCAGGAGCUCGUAGGUCUCCAUACCCAGGAAGGGAAUUCGAAUGAUGAUCAGAAAAUCAUUCACAAGAUGAAGCUCUGCAAGAGGUAUUACAAUGGUCAGGAAUGUCCUUAUGGGGAUAACUGUAACUUUCUUCAUCAGGAUCCUGCUAAGUUUAGGGACGACUCUUGGAAUACAAGAGAGUCCUCUGACAUCAGCUCUGCCAUCACCAUUGGAACUUCUAAUCAUUUGGAAGGCAAUAGGGCUGGGACUAAGCCAGCCAGGGGAACUAAUUGGAAUACUAAGAUAUGUCUCAAGUGGAUCAAUACCGGGAUCUGCCCCUUUGGUGAUAAAUGUCACUUUGCUCAUGGAGAUGCAGAGUUACCAGUUCCCGGUGGAAGCAUUGAAGUUGAAGUUGCAGUUGCCAUAACAAAUUCAACAAAAGUUGUUAUUCCAACUUUACCAACAACAAGUUCUUCUGCCAAUUAUGCACCUACUACCUUACCAGCAAAUGGACCUGCAGCGACGGAAGAGGAGAAGAAGGCCAAGAAGGAAUUACUUUGGAAGAAGUUAAACAAGAUUACCCAUAUUUAUGGCGAUUGGAUUGAUGAUUGA
This is a messenger RNA of Vicia faba (fava bean), 969 nucleotides long. The record is from the annotation of a GenBank genome assembly. Lineage: Eukaryota; Viridiplantae; Streptophyta; Magnoliopsida; Fabales; Fabaceae.